AUUCAUCAUUUGGCUAAACAAAUUCAAACAGUUCCUUUCGUGACGAGAAAUUAAAUUUUGAUUUUGGAUUUCUCAAGAUGCCCUUCACACCUAAUGACGAUUGGCCCAUGUGUCCCACCAUCAAUUAUAUAUCCAAUGAACUGGAACGCACUCACCUGGCAAGGUCACCGCAGGUGCUGCAGGAAUUGAAUUCCAUAACUGAAUCCUGGAAUGAAUUGGGCCAAGCCGAAGGUGUACGUCUAAAGCACCAAUUGAAUGUGGAUCUAUAGGAUCUAAGUGGGCAAGAAUACUAAUAUCCAAAUCAAAAUAAAAAGACAAAAGGCUGAAGCAAAAAAAAAGUGAGGUUAAGUCGUAAGCAACACCUGUCGAGCCGUUUUUUUCACCUGGCAAAUUAAUCAUGGAAACUGUUACCAAAAUACUCCUUGGAAAAUAAAUAGUAAUAAUAAAAACAAACAAAACUAAAA
This is a messenger RNA of Drosophila innubila, 464 nucleotides long. RefSeq lists its product as uncharacterized. NCBI's taxonomy places the organism in Eukaryota, Metazoa, Arthropoda, Insecta, Diptera, Drosophilidae. The transcript is spliced from 2 exons. The coding region runs from base 78 to 269 and encodes 63 amino acids. The record is from RefSeq and is a predicted model, not a curated record.